UCCCAGAAACGCCACGCGAUGGGAAAAGAAACACGGGAACGAGAAAGGUGAUGAUUGGUGGAGCUCUAGGCUCUCUUGACUGGCAGCCGGAGCCCGUGAGGCGGGAGUUGCUUGCGCUUCACCGAGAUCCUGGGAAAGCGAAAUGGAGGGGUGUGUGUCUAACCUGAUGGUCUGCAACCUGGCCUACAGCGGGAAGCUGGAGGAGUUGAAGGAGAGCAUCCUGGCCGAUAAAUCACUGGCUACUAGAACUGACCAGGACAGCAGAACCGCAUUGCACUGGGCAUGUUCAGCUGGACAUACUGAAAUUGUUGAGUUCUUGCUGCAACUUGGAGUGCCAGUGAAUGAUAAAGAUGAUGCAGGCUGGUCUCCUCUUCAUAUUGCUGCUUCUGCUGGCCGGGAUGAAAUUGUAAAAGCGCUCCUGGGAAAAGGUGCGCAAGUGAAUGCUGUCAAUCAAAAUGGCUGUACUCCCCUACAUUAUGCAGCUUCCAAAAACAGGCAUGAGAUUGCUGUCAUGUUACUAGAAGGUGGGGCUAAUCCAGAUGCUAAGGAUCAUUAUGAGGCUACAGCAAUGCACCGGGCAGCAGCCAAGGGUAACUUGAAGAUGAUUCAUAUCCUUCUGUACUACAAAGCAUCCACAAACAUCCAAGACACUGAGGGUAACACUCCUCUACACUUAGCCUGUGAUGAGGAGAGAAUAGAAGAAGCAAAGCUGCUGGUGUCCCAAGGAGCAAGUAUAUACAUUGAGAAUAAGGAAGAAAAAACACCUCUGCAAGUGGCCAAAGGUGGCCUGGGUUUAAUACUCAAGAGAAUGGUUGAAGGUUAAGCAGCUUGGAUAUGUUGUUGUAUGUUUUGUUGUCUCCAGAGUCCUAGAAUCUAAGUUACUUGUAUACAAAGUAUCAUGUAUGAAUGAUGUUUUCUCACCUUCAACAUUAUAUAAAUGUGUUCUAUUGUUCCUGCUGAGGUACUUGUUCUAAGCUUACAACUUGCUUUCCAGGCAUUUGAAUAACUUGAGAUUAUUGUACUGUUGUCAUAUGUUAUUCUGUAUUAAAUUUUGAUUAAUUCUCAUAAGUGA
Molecule: messenger RNA, 1072 nt
Organism: Sciurus carolinensis (gray squirrel)
Lineage: Eukaryota; Metazoa; Chordata; Mammalia; Rodentia; Sciuridae
Gene: Psmd10
Product: proteasome 26S subunit, non-ATPase 10
Exons: 5
Coding region: 143-823 (226 amino acids)
Molecular function (GO): protein binding
Source: RefSeq, a predicted model, not a curated record